AGAUCAUGGUCAAGAUACUUUUGUUUAAGUUACCUAAACUUCCAAACGUUUUUCUUUCAGAAUUUUUAAGUUUUGAUAACGUUUGAGAAGCAACAUAUUGUUUAUUUAAAAUGGCGUUGGCCGCAUAACCUCUAAGCCUGCUGGUGCCAAGCAGACAAUUAAGAUGAUAUCAUUUGGCAUCAUUUCCUUUGUGUAGAAAGCACGCAAUAUGGGGGCAGACGAUGAAGUACAUACACAUUCAACAACAGUUUAUAAAUACAGGCAAGUUUUGUUUAAGCUUUUUGGUGAUGCAUUCCUUACAACAUCCAUCUGUUAUGAAAAUUAAACAUGGUUUUACUACAAUUAAAACAAAGUUACUAGUAAAUCCGUUACCACAAAAUCAUGGUUAUUAAAAACCAUAGUUAAACCAUAGUUAGUGUAGUAAAACCGUAUGGAGAUUCUGUCAUCUGCGCAUUCUUUCAGUUACGUGAGUUGCGCAGCCCAAGUUCACACAUGUAUUCACUUUCACUUGAAGUCUGCAGAGUAUAGUCAGAGACAACUGUGAGUAUUUGAAUACUUUUUGUAUGGUUUUACAGCGCUUUGAUCUUGUAUGUCGGUUCAUCCAGUAAAUAUGAUCAGAUAUGAGAUGUUCAGUGUAUUCAUGCGUGCUACUAACAUUCAAUCAAAACCGCUAUUCGGCUAGUGUUGCGCUUUGGUUUGCUUAUUUAUGCUACAUUUAGACAGUUGGUUUAUCUUGAUGGUCGUAUGAGAAUGUAAUAAUAGGACGCAUUUAAAUCGCAUGUGUCACGACUUCUAAAGUAAAAUGCAAUUCUGGAUCUAAUUGGUAACUACAUGGCUUAUAAGAGAAAACACGCAAUCAAUACUUCAACACACAAAAAAUAUACGUUUUUGCUUUUUGCCUCUUAAAACUUUAUGGUUUAGCAGCAGAUAAUGAACACAGGAGAACUUAAGUCACUAAAUGGAGUAAAACUUUUUUAAAUGUAUUAAAGUAUUUAAAGUAGAAAAUAUUUACAUUUGUUAACAUAAAAUAGAACAUUAUUAAGAUAGAACAGUAAGUUAGAUGGAAGGGAAGGGAGAAGGAGAAAGGUGAACCCAUUGGACCUUUGUACUUAACUCGAUUGACUCUCAAAAUAAAAUUGAUGAAAACAAUAAAGAGUGUGUGUUAAAAAAUGGAUUAAUUUCAUGCUGUUUUGGCAGAAUCUUAGGACUGUUUCGUUCUUUCAUUAAUUGAUUAACGAAAAUAUGCAUCAGUGGCAAACUCAAAAGCUUGAAUCAAGAGACAUUUGAUCACAUGUUAACCUCAAAGAACAAAUAGGAAAUUCCUGUUUCCUGUGUUCCACCUGCAUGACAAUUAGAACUUUUGAAUCUUUUGUGUUCAUUUUUUGUUAUUGUUGUUGCAGUUUUCUUUCUUUGAAGUGUGACCGGAUUUUGGACAGGUUGCAAGCCAGCAUUAGGGAACAAUCAGUUUACUGUAUUUUGAAUUCAGUAUUAAUAUUAAGUUGUUACGAAUGAUUUACAAUGGACAAGUUAAACUCUCCGAAAAAUGGAACAUCAAGGUACAAAAGUUGUCAGUGUGUGGGGGGUACCUUUUCAAAAAGUACACAUAUUGGUACCUCUAAAGAAUACGCUGGUGUUAUAAAUAUACCUGAUGUUAUAUAAAUAUACCUACAUAUUAGGACCUUUUGAAAAGGUAUCAUCCCAAUGACAAGAAAGUACAACUUUUGUGUGAGUGUAGGUUCAUUUGGCCGUGAAAAAGUUAAAAGGUAAAUCCAGACAAAAUGUAGCAAUAAGUACUGUAAACUUAUGAGCUCAAAAAAGUUUGUUCUAUAUGCAAUGAAUGUGUGUAGUAUGAAUGAAAUCCGGGCAUACUACAUUUAUCAUGUUGUCAUUGUCACAUACUGUUUCUUGCCUACUAUUAGGAAACUAUGCAGUUUCGGAUGCAGCCUUUAUAAAAAACAAGCUGCGCCAGAGAUUUGUGGGAGAAUCGUAAGAUCGAUAGGUGAUCAGUAGUAAACAAACUGCAUUUAAAUACAUUAGUUAUAAAUAAUUUAAGAAAAAUGUACCUAAGAAAUGUAUAAUUUCGGCAUUUAAAGUUUUGGAAGGCUCCAUUCGAGUGAAGUCACCUCUGCCAAUAAUGCCCCCACCCCCAAAUCAAAUAUGCACUCUGCCCUUACCAUGCUUACCUGCACGUCAUGUAUAUACUUGAAUGUCACUGUAAUACACUGUCCUUGUUUCCAUCUGCACUGUAUAUCAUUUCAUGUAUGUAUGUAUGAAUAGUUUCUUUUGUUGUCUCUAGUGAUCACUGUCCUUUAGGUAUGAGUAGCACUGGGGUCCUGUGUCCUUUAUUUUAGUUUUAGCAGUGUUUGAGGUACUACUACAUUUUAUACCUAUUCAGUCACAAACUUGGGUAGAAUUUGCUAUUGAACAUUAGGUCCAUGGUAGGUAAAUUAAACAUACUAAAUUGAAAUAUUUUUAGCUUUUUAAUUAGGUUGUGGGUUUCAUGUGACCCUGUCUGUGAGUUUCCUAAUCAUGAGGUCAUAGCAGCACAAAAAUUGCAUUUCAGUCAUUGUCUUCACAUUGAUUUCAAUCUUUUCUGUCACCUUAGCUGGGUUUUCACAGACAGGGUCACAUAAUCACCUCAAUCAGCUAGCCAGGCAGUAUUGACAGGGCAAUUUAUUAGGAUAAUAAAAGUUGCUACCUGUCGUGUCAACAAAACUGACUCAUCAGAAAUGAGUGUAGAUGUGAAUUAUAGCUUUAGCCGUGGCCUUUAGUGAGGUCAGACUCAGGUGCACCCUCACCUAGUGCACUGCACAUUCAUAACAGUUAAUAUUUAAACAGGAAAUACCUCAGAGCCUUCAGAAUCGAUCACUUUCUGAUCAAAGAUUUUGUCAAAAAAGUCUUCAAUAAUUUGUUGGUUUGAAUUGCUAUUGAAACAGGUAAAUUUUUAUUUCUAUUAUCCCUACUAAUUUUUGUUAUUUCUAACAUUAUUUUAUUGCCUUGGACUUUUUGUGUUGAUGUGAAGCCUUCUUCCAACUCAAACUCAAUCUUGGUAGCAAACUUUAUACAGUUUCCAAAAGCUGGUUAUCAAUUUACUUCAUCACGAGCUUAAAAGAACAAAUGGAUUUGGAAGCAACAGUCAACAGGGGGUGAGAGAGGAAGAGAGAAAAUCACAGAAAGAUAUACAAACGGGUUAAAACCUCUGCUCAUCUUAACCUUUGAGCCUUGUAAAUUUAUUGAUGUUACUCAGCAUAAGGACAUAAGGGCUCUGAAGCACAUGUUCACUGGCGUGUUGAGGCAUUCAGAGUUAGUCUCACAACAGCACUGGUGCUUUCCUCAUUAAGUCAACUAUCAGUACGAAAAAUGAAGGAGUAUUCACCCUCCAUAAACAAUCAAAAUGUGAAGGGAGUUUCUUUUAGACAAAGAAACGAAAGUGAUACAUGGGCAACAGCGUCAUCUAGGACCAUGAAUGGGUUUCCAGAAGGGCCUCCUGUCCUAGAUUACAGAGAGCCAGAACCACAUCCUAAAGGGCACAAGUACCAGCACAGCCUGAAAACUCUCAUCCCAUUCCGCUUCGCAUCAAAUUCACACCCACUUGAUGAUGCUGGUUUCUUCUCCUUCACAUCAUUUACAUGGAUGACGCCCAUGAUGUGGAAGCUCUUUAGGAAUCAAUUAGAUGAGGACUCACUUUCUCUCUCCCCUCAUGAUGGAGCCCACAUCAACGGAGAUAGGUUACAGAGGCUGUGGGAUGAGGAGGUCGCCCACAAGGGCCUGGAGAAGGCAUCUCCUGCUGCCGUGGUGAUGCGUUUUCAGAAGACGAGAUUAUUAGUGUCUUUCUUGUCCUCUGUCAUAUUCUCCUUAGCUGUAUUUUUUGGUCCGUCUAUUAUAUUGUACGAAAUCCUAAACUACGCAGAGGAUCCGGAUUCAUCCACGGUGUUGCGCGGUGUAGGUCUGUGUGUGGCCCUGUUCAUCACAGAGUUCUGCAAGGCAUUUUUUGCUUCACUCUUGUGGGCCUUGAACUUGCGUACCGCUGUCAGAUUAAAAGGAGCGUUCUCGAUGCUUGCCUUCAGGAAAAUCAUAUCUCUCAGGACACUUUCCAGUAUCAGUAUGGGAGAGACGAUAAACGUUUUGACGAGUGAUGGCUAUCGAUUGUUUGAGUCGGUCUUGUAUGGAACAUUUCUGCUCUGUGUUCCUGUGCUGCUGAUCAUAUGUAUCAUAUACGCCUGUGUUAUUCUGGGAUACACGGCAUUGAUUGGAAUUCUGGUGUACCUGGUCUUCAUACCUAUACAGUUCUCGGUUGCUAGACUGAUUGCUGUAUUUAGAAGGCGGGCCGUAACUGUGACAGACAAGCGUGUUCGCACAAUGAAUGAGAUUCUGACCUGCAUCAAGCUCAUUAAGAUGUACGCGUGGGAGGAGUCAUUCGAGAAAACAAUAACAGAUGUUAGGAAGAAAGAAAAGUCGCUGUUGGAAAAAGCUGGUUAUGUUCAGAGUAUAAACUCCUCUUUAACAGCGAUAGUGCCCACACUAGCAACCAUCCUCACCUUUAUCGCCCAUACAGGACUGAAACUGCCUCUUGAACCUUCUACGGCAUACACUAUCAUCGCUGUAUUCAACUGCAUGAGGAUGUCUAUGGGUUUGUUGCCAUUCUCUGUUAAAGCUGUUGCUGAGGCUAAAGUCGCCCUGGUUAGACUAAAGAAACUUUUGAUGGUACAGAACCCAGACAGUUAUCUCACCCAGAAUAAGGAUUUGAAAUCAGCGUUGGUCAUGGACAUGGCCUCGUUCAGCUGGAGCCUGCCAGAAAAAAACAGUAACAGUGAGCAUCUUCAAGAUGUCUCUCAGGGCAACUCGGAUAACAAACCAGCACUCAAAAACAUCAGCUUUACUCUACCCAAAGGAAGUCUCCUUGGGGUGUGUGGCAACGUUGGAAGUGGAAAAACAUCUUUAAUAUCAAGUAUUUUAGAGCAGAUGCAUCUUCAGAGCGGAUCUGUGUCAGCUAAUGGAACAUUUGCUUAUGUUUCCCAACAAGCCUGGAUAUUUCAUGGGACUGUGAGAGACAACAUCCUCAUGGGAGAACCAUUUGACCAAACUAGAUAUGACCGUGCUGUUUUUGCUUGCUGUCUGAAACCUGACUUGGCAAUGCUUCCUUAUGGAGAUCAGACAGAGAUUGGAGAGCGAGGUUUAAACCUUUCAGGUGGUCAGAAGCAGAGGGUUAGUUUAGCCAGGGCUGUAUAUUCUAACAGAGACAUCCUCCUAUUGGACGAUCCCCUAUCUGCCGUAGAUGCCCAUGUUGGAAAGCAUAUAUUUGAACAAUGCAUCAAAAAAGAACUGAAGGGCAAAUCAGUAAUUUUGGCCACUCAUCAGCUUCAGUAUUUAGAGUAUUGUGAUGAGGUGUUGCUGUUGGAGAAUGGUGAAAUAAAGGAGUCUGGAACGCACAGUGAUUUGAUGAAAGCUAAAGCCCGCUACGCACAGCUUUUCACUAAUGUCCAGCUGGAACAGAGCGAUGACAAGAAAGAAGAUGAUUCCAAUAUUUACAUUGAACCUGAGGACUCAAAACAUACCAACUUAGAUGAGCCCAAACUCAACGGAAUUGAUAACCAAGCUUUCGACAUGUCUGAUGAGAAAAUUAAAACAGUUGAGUCUUUUCCCAAAGAAACAAAAGGCAAGAAGGAUCAGUUAGUAAUUCAGGAAGUGUCCCAGGAAGGAUCAGUUACAUGGAGAACCUACCACCAAUACUGCAAAUCUGCUGGAGGGUAUAUACUGGUGAUAUUUGUUGUGCUGCUCUACGUUCUUCUUGUGGGCUCAACUGCUUUCAGUAAUUGGUGGCUCAGUUUCUGGUUGGACCAGGGUUCAGGGUCGGUAAACAGCACUAAUACAUCAACAGACGGUGGUAAUAUCUCAGACAAUCCAAAACUGUCAUUUUACCAACUGAUUUAUGGGCUUAUUAUUGUUGCCAUGCUAAUAUUCAGUGCUGCAAAGGGCUAUGCCCUUACUAAAGUCACUCUGCACUCCUCUUCCAAACUCCAUGACUCCAUGUUUAAACGGAUCCUUGGCAGCCCGAUGAGUUUUUUUGACACAACUCCAACUGGCCGCAUGGUGAACCGCUUCAGUAAAGACCAAGAUGAAGUCGAUGCAGUUUUGCCGUUUAACGUGGAGCACUUUUUGCAGUUCUCGCUGAUGGUCACUUUUACCAUCCUCACCGUUUGUAUAGUGUUCCCAUACCUCCUGAUCGUUGUGGUAGUGCUUGGAAUCAUCUUUGCCAUAAUCCUAUAUAUUUUCCAGAGGAGCAUACGGCAGAUGAAGAGGAUGGAGAAUGUGAGUCGCUCUCCCUGGAUUUCUCUCACCACCUCCACCAUACAGGGACUCAGUACCAUUCAUGCCUAUGACAAAAGACAGCAAUACAUAGAACUGUUUAAGGUGCUGAGUGACACAAACUCAAACCAUUUCCUGUUGUUUAAUUGUGGGACUCGCUGGCUCUCAUUCUGGUUAGACUUCCUGUCUGCUACCGUUACUUUAACAGUGGCAUUGUUCGUUGUGCUCAGCCCCAAUGAGACCAUAAACCCUUCUCUGAAAGGCCUGGCAUUAUCUUACACAAUACAGUUAACUGGAAUGCUUCAGUUUGUGGUGCGGUUAUCCACUGAAGUGGAGGCAAAGUUCACCAGCGUAGAAAGACUACUGGAGUACAUUACGGUUUGUGUAUCAGAGGGUCCUAGGAGUAUCAAAGAAGCAAACAUCCCAAAAAGCUGGCCACAGGAGGGCAGCAUAACCUUUAAAAACUACAGCAUGAGAUACAGGGAUAACACACCUAUAGUCCUCAAUAAACUCAACAUAAAUAUUAAGCCACGGGAGAAAGUCGGCAUUGUGGGACGGACAGGAUCUGGGAAGUCUUCUUUGGGUGUGGCACUGUUCCGUUUGGCAGAAGCAGCUGAGGGCACUAUUGUGAUAGAUGGUAUGGACGUCAAUAAGCUGGGCUUGAAGGAUCUUCGCAGCAAACUUUCUGUCAUACCUCAGGAUCCCGUACUGUUCAUCGGCACUGUCAGGUAUAACCUGGAUCCCUUUAACAAUUACAAAGAUGAACAGCUCUGGCAGGCUUUGGAAAAAACGUACAUGAAAGAUACGAUCGCCAAGCUGCCAGAGAAGCUUGAAUCACCAGUGGUGGAGAAUGGAGAGAACUUCUCUGUUGGAGAGAGGCAACUCAUGUGUAUGGCCAGAGCUCUGCUCCGCAACUCAAAAAUCAUUCUGUUGGACGAGGCCACAGCAUCCAUAGACUCAGAGACUGACAGCAUGAUCCAGCAAACCAUCAGAGAUGCUUUUCAGCACUGCACUGUGCUAACAAUUGCACACAGAAUCAACACUGUUUUGGAGAGCGACCGAAUACUUGUGAUGGAUCAGGGAAAGGCGGUGGAGUUUGAUCGGCCUCAGGACCUGAUGCAAAGGCCAAACUCUUUAUUUGCAUCCCUUCUAGCAGCGGCCAAUCACGUAAACACUUAAAAAAGAAAUGCUCACACAUCCAUAUAGUCCAAUGUAUAUUUGGAUUUGGUUAACUAGAUCUGAAUAUACAGAGUAGAGUGUACUGACCUCAGAGAUCCCUUUAAGCCAUUGUAAUACAUGAUAUAUCACAUACUGUAGCACAUUUACACUGCAAACAGUACACUGCAAUUUGCACUUGUUUAUUUUAUGUGAACUUUACAUUAAUACAGUGAUUUUUGUUGGAUUUAAGAGUUCUGGGGUCUUAUUUAUAAAACCUUACUAAAAGUCUACGUACGCACAAAAAUGGCAUACGGCAAAAAAUAUUACGACUUAUAAAGCAAAGCAAUGUUUUCUUUAUAAGUCACAGAUCACCUGCAAGUGUGCAUACAUGAAUCAUCCUCAUAUCCCACCCUGCAAGCCCAUUUUCCCAUCAAGUUUGUUUUUUAUAGAUCGCAACCUUUGCGUGGGAACUGUCUUUUGCACGUUUCCAACCUUGUUUUGUGCGUACGCACGCUUUAUAAACGAGACCCCUGCUCUGUAUGCAUAUUGUGUAUAAGUGAAGGAGAGGCUUUGAUCCAUAAAGCUUGAAACGUUCACUUCUGGUAGUUUCAUCAGAUGUAUAUAUUUAAAAUAUUUAUUUGAUUUUUAUAUGUAUUUGAAAACUAAGUAUAUGUACAAUGAAAUACAACUAAUGAUUUUUAGUAAAGUAUAGUCUGAUGUGUGUCUUAGUGAAAUCAGUAUCACAACAAUACAUAUUUAUAUUGAUGUACCCAUGUCAAUUUCACAGAAUGAACCUCAUGGUGCUCAGGGCCCUAACAUGAUCCCUCACUUAUCGUUAUAUAGUGUUGUCUUACAUUUUGAUAAGAAGCAACCGUGUGUUAAAUAAUCACCUCAGAGUAUAUUCUAGGCCUGUCUACGUUUUGAACACUUGGUGUCUCUAUCCUCCUAACUGCAAAACUUAUUGAGCUGCAGUUGCAUCAGUAGAGACACUAACUGAUGAAAUGUGUUGAAAUUCCAGCAUCAGCGAGCAUCUCAGACUGAUGAGGGAAUGAGGGAAUUAUUUGAGCUCAGCGAAGAGACAGCGCGAAAGACAUUAAUCAGAUAUCAGUAACUUUUUUUAUUGUCUGUGUCUAAUGCAGUGCUUUAAUACACUUAUAUAAGGACACUUUGUAUUUUUGUAUUUUGUGUACCAUUUACAAACAAAGUCUUGUUUGCACUUACUGUUUGUAAUGUUGUCCGGUUCUGCUAGUCUGUCAUCAGGUGCAGAAAUAAAGCAAUCCUUUGACUUUC
Molecule: messenger RNA, 8754 nt
Organism: Paramisgurnus dabryanus
Lineage: Eukaryota; Metazoa; Chordata; Actinopteri; Cypriniformes; Cobitidae
Gene: abcc12
Product: ATP-binding cassette, sub-family C (CFTR/MRP), member 12
Biological process (GO): transmembrane transport
Cellular component (GO): membrane
Molecular function (GO): ATP binding; ATP hydrolysis activity; ABC-type transporter activity
Source: RefSeq, a predicted model, not a curated record